UGUAUUUACUAAGAAGAAUUCUGUGUUAUGGUAAUUGACCACAGGUGUGUUCGAUCAGCAUCUUAGUGAGAGAGCCAUUCGUUUUUCAGUCAUGUACUAGCGGCGACACAUCCCGAGUGUUUGUUGCCAUCAUUUAUCAGCGCUGCAGAAAGAUUCAUAUUCAUUGUAUCGUGAAAAUAUUCACUUUUGACUUGGCUUCCAAGUUUGUAAUAAUGCGAAGUAAGAAAAGGAGGUUCCACGGACGUGUAGUGAGUUGCUAGAUUUUUCAUAUACGUGGGAUUAUAUGUGAAUCAAUUAGGUUUUAAUUAUUACGUAUGGCAGCUAAUGUUACUGCGAUAGAUGACGUCUUACCCAGAAAUGAAACCACUUGUCCAAUACCACUUGAAGUGUUGGAUUUCCUCCACGAUUUCACCCGCCCCGACCUGGACACAAUCUGGCCCUGCCAAGUGAGAAUCUACUGGUUGAACUUGCAACCUCUCGUGCAAGUAGUCCGUGCACUAUUGACAUACGUAACACCGUUCAUAAUAGUUCUGGGUGUCACCCUCAAUGUUUUAUCAUUCGGCAUGCUCACCACUCUGGUCCUCUGUGAUACUGGAUUAUCACUCUACCUACGUGCACUUGCAAUAUCAGAUAAUGGUGCAUUGAUAUUCAAUUAUGCAGUGAGCAUCGCUAGAUCCCGCUGGACAGAGGUCAAUGCUCUAUUUAUGAAUAGUAGAUUCUUGUGUGGAAUGUACUCGGUGACAAUGGAGUUCUUUCAGAUAACAUCAACGUGGCUCGUCGUGUCGUUAACUUGGGCCAGGGUUGGAGCUGUUAUUUUUCCACUGCGAAGCAGAAAUAAACAUCACCAUCGAUCUGUUAUCAUCACUAUUAUUACCGUCAUCUGCAUCAGUUUUACCGUUUCGCUAACGAAAUUGUUUUCCGGAGGAUAUGAGUCAGAUAGUGUUUUCGAGUUCAUUCCGUGUCAACAAGUGGCAACGCCCUGGGGCAGCUCGAUGUAUGUGUACAUCGCUUUUUCCACUUGGUUACCCUCAUUGUUUAUCUUCUUGGGGAAUGUUUUGCUUAUUAUUCAUAUGAGGAAGUCGGAUUUAAUACGAAUUCAGCUGACCCGAACCACUCGAAAUCAGGUGAAUUUGGCAAGUCGAACUAGCAAAACUUUGUUCGCUGUUUCCAUUGUUUAUUUGAUUCUACUUUUUCCAUUUGGAUUUGUGGAGACCCUGGAACUCUACUGGGAUGUUAUUCUGAUAAAAUAUCCGUCAAAAAAUCCUGUAGAAAAUGAGCAAUACAUCAGUUGGCUUCAAGAAAAAUUGUUAUUAAAAUGGUGCAGAGGUUUUUUCUUCAACAUUUACCACUGGAACUUCGUCAUAAAUUUCUUCCUAUAUUAUUUAACAGGGAAGAAAUUUCGCGAUCGUGUUCUAAACGCUUUACGAAAGACUAAGAAGAUCAUCUACGAUAGAAAUAUAGAGCGCUGCAGAUCCUGCUGUAAAUUCACCCGAAAUUUACUACCAAUAAGACCAAAUAUUCUAGUGAUACAAGUAAUCACAAUCACUGAGCCUCGCGUCAGCAACAAUGUGUCACUGGAAAUUCAUAAUUUGAGUUUCCAGGAGAGAAACGACACACAUUUCUGAGACUGUUUCUACAUAAGAAAAUAAUCAUAGCAUUUUUCAAAUGAAUUACAGCUGUAGUAUUGAAUGAAAACACAGUUACACAGUUCGUCGAUUAAUUGUUAUUAAACGAGAUAAAAUAUCACAUUCUACAUCAGUAUAAUAUUAUAAGAUGUAAAUUAUUAUCAUUUUUUCACACUUUUCUUUAAAUUUUCUGAUAUAAAUAUAUACUUGGUAAACGAGUAUACCCAGAGGAAAAAAAUUUGAUAUAAAGAGAAUUGUAAUUUGGUCCCAAUAAUGAUUAUAUCUAUCCUGAUAUUUCAAGCAAAUAAUACUGAAAUUGAACGAGAGAAAAACAACUACGUGAAUUUUACAAAUUUAAUUACAAAAGCCUCGUUACACCCAGCAGAAUAAGGCAAAAUUCAAAAACAUUUCCUAGCACCCUUUUUACACUUAAUAUUCAGGUAUGAAAUUAAUUAUACGGAGUUAUGUACAGGAUCAAUCUUGACAAUGAAUACCUAAAUUAGUGAUAAUUAUUGUUUUUAUAUAAAUUAAAUUAUGCAAAAUGAUACAAUUUUAUAUCUCAUUAUUUUCAUCAUCAUU
This is a messenger RNA of Diachasma alloeum, 2204 nucleotides long. RefSeq lists its product as uncharacterized. Gene Ontology annotation, molecular function: G protein-coupled receptor activity. Bases 315 to 1625 code for a protein of 436 amino acids. Lineage: Eukaryota; Metazoa; Arthropoda; Insecta; Hymenoptera; Braconidae. The transcript has 6 exons. Gene Ontology annotation, biological process: G protein-coupled receptor signaling pathway. Gene Ontology annotation, cellular component: plasma membrane. The record is from RefSeq and is a predicted model, not a curated record.